Sporothrix brasiliensis 5110 is the source of this 399-nucleotide messenger RNA. RefSeq lists its product as uncharacterized. The record is from RefSeq and is a predicted model, not a curated record. The transcript has a single exon. NCBI's taxonomy places the organism in Eukaryota, Fungi, Ascomycota, Sordariomycetes, Ophiostomatales, Ophiostomataceae. Bases 1 to 399 code for a protein of 132 amino acids.
AUGGAGAAAUUUACCGUUUUGGCCGGCUACUCCACUGUGCUCAACGCUCGCAAGCGUUUCGGUGAGGUCAAGAAGCGCGUCCGCUCUAUCGUCUUUAGCCCAGACCCAAGCAAGGACGACGCUCACAAAAGCGAGUGCGCCGUCGGCGAGUCUGGUGACAAUUCGACCAGAAUGCCUAUGAAGGGGCACGAAAAAACUGCCAAGUCUGGUACAAAGCGUAAGGGGGCCGGGAUCACUGGAACAGGUGGACCGGCUGCAAAGAAGGGCAAGGUUGGCGCAAAGAAACACUCGGGGGGGACUGGGGCCCUUGGAAUUGCACAACAUCCGGUUCUGGCGAAUGACGAGGGUGUUAUGGGCCGGAGCUUGAAGCAAGAAGCCAGUAACGAUGAGAAGGUUUGA